Molecule: messenger RNA, 426 nt
Organism: Mollisia scopiformis
Lineage: Eukaryota; Fungi; Ascomycota; Leotiomycetes; Helotiales; Mollisiaceae
Exons: 2
Source: RefSeq, a predicted model, not a curated record
AUGAGCUUCGGGUACUCCAUCGGAGACGCCCUCUCGCUCCUCAAUCUUGCCUUUCAAACCCUACAAAACACCCGCCGUGCCUGUGGAGAGCACGAUGACUUGACCCGAGAGGUAUCCAGUCUACAUCGCGUACUUCAUCGCCUGCACCUCGAACUAUUGAACCCUCAUUCUGUGCUCAACAGGGCUGACGAUGAUCGACAUGCGGAACUCAACGAGCUUGGAGAAAGCUGUGAGCAGAUUCUCAGACUUAUGAACUCAAUUGUGACCAAGUACAACGCUUUAUGGGAUGGAUCCAUUUGGACGAACGUUGAUGGAGAUGAGAAGAUGUUCUGGAGAGAACUGAGAAGGGGUUUAGUAAAAGAGGGGUAUAGGAGCUCGGUUUUGCAACGGCAUAAGCAUUUGAUUCAGGAUUAUAUCAAAGAGCUC